GGAGUUUUGCUUUUGUAAGUUUGUCAUUCAGACACAUUAGUUAAUUGAUCAUACUUGGGAGGUUUCAUCCUUAAUUGCAAAUUGCCGCACGAUCACAAAACAUACACUUGAACUGAUCAUAAAAAUGGCAAAACCCCAAUAUCAGACUUAAGUGUAGAAUUGCCAUAGUGCUGAUUUGAUUAUGCUUCAGUGACAUCUGUUUAAUAGAUUUCCACAAGAACUGUAAAUCCACAUUUACUUGCUUUGCAAACUGUAUUGGAACGCUGAGCAACCACAGCCCCUCUAGCCUCUUCCCCUCCCUAGCCAUGCAUGUGCUAAACCCCCAUUCCUGUUGAGUGUGACUUGAUGUAUAAGUGGGAAGGGGACACGAUGCUGAGUUUUGCACAUUUACCUCCUAUUUCCUUUUGUGUGUGGAUAUGUCUGUGUGCAUGUUUGAAACAGAUCUGAACAGCUUCCCAUUUCAACUCCAUAGAUACGUGACUCUCCAAGUGCUUUAUUUUGAAAACUAGGACGUAGCACUUUGCAGAAGAAAAAUCAGUCCACUUGCUAUUAUUUAUGUGAUCGCUGAUCUGCUAGAUGGAUAUAGAAAGCACCAAGAAUUAUAAUAAUUUAUGGAGUGGAGCACUGGUUUACAAACAUAUUUCUCUGCCCGAGCUUUGUGUGUUUCUUUGCGUCUCGGGGCUCGUUCUGUGCAAUGGGAAUGGAGAAUAUUCAGAAUUUGAAGAUAAGCCCGGCGAGUCGACUGCAUUCAUAGCUAAAAUUAAAGGAAUAAGUGAGCAGCUAUUUGUGGCAGACAGGACAUGAUCCAUCUGUUUCCAGGUCUGGCGGGGGGCCGGGCUGCGGUGGCGGCAGCUGUGGGAGAUGCCGGGGCGGCCAGCGGAGGUCCAUGUGGCGCUCUAGGUGGGAUGCCGGCGUCCUGAAGGCGGAGGCCCUGGCCCUCCUCCCCUGCGGCCUGGGCAUGGCAUUCUCCCAGUCCCACGUGAUGGCCGCUCGGCGGCACCAGCACAGCCGGCUCAUCAUCGAGGUGGACGAGUACAGCUCCAACCCCACCCAGGCCUUCACCUUCUACAACAUCAACCAGGGCCGCUUCCAGCCACCGCAUGUGCAGAUGGUGGACCCGGUGCCUCACGAUGCCCCCAAGCCUCCAGGCUAUACCCGCUUCGUCUGCGUCUCUGACACCCACUCGAGGACGGACCCCAUCCAGAUGCCGUACGGCGACGUGCUGAUCCACGCUGGGGACUUCACUGAGCUGGGGCUCCCGAGCGAGGUGAAGAAGUUCAACGAGUGGCUGGGCAGCCUGCCCUACGAGUACAAGAUCGUGAUCGCAGGCAACCACGAGCUGACUUUUGACCAGGAGUUCAUGGCCGACCUCAUCAAGCAGGACUUUUACUACUUCCCAUCUGUGUCGAAGCUGAAGCCAGAGAACUAUGAGAAUGUGCAGUCACUGCUGACCAACUGCAUCUACCUUCAGGACUCGGAGGUCACUGUGCGGGGCUUCCGGAUCUAUGGCUCCCCAUGGCAGCCCUGGUUCUACGGCUGGGGCUUCAACCUCCCGAGAGGCCAAGCCCUGCUGGAGAAAUGGAACCUCAUUCCGGAAGGCGUAGACAUCCUGAUAACCCAUGGACCGCCACUGGGCUUCCUGGACUGGGUCCCCAAGAAGAUGCAGCGGGUGGGCUGCGUGGAGCUGCUCAACACGGUGCAGAGGCGCGUCCAGCCGCGGCUUCAUGUCUUUGGCCACAUCCACGAAGGGUAUGGUGUCAUGGCAGAUGGGACGACCACAUAUGUGAAUGCGUCCGUAUGCACUGUGAACUACCAGCCCGUGAACCCGCCCAUAGUCAUCGACCUCCCCACACCCCGGAACUCCUGACUGCUCCCCACUGCCCCUGCCCUGCCCGCCCGUGUCAGCUCCACAGGCCUGGCCCAGCCACCGUUCCUUCCAUGCUGAGUUGCCUGGACGACCCAUCUGGCUGCGGGGACUGGCCUAGCAGGCAGGUCAGGGCCUUGGAACGACUCUUUAGCCUCUGUCACCUGGAGUUGGGACCCUGCGCAUCCCCAUCAGGGGUUCUGUGCUCAUUUACUUUUUCUGCGUGUACAUCCUGCGUGUACUUCGUUAAAGGACCUACUAAGCUCAUGGCUCUGUCAUGUUUGGGAAAUGACUAAAUCUUCAUUCUUCUCCCUUGGAUGCCCUCCUGGUUUGGGAAGCUGCUGCUCUUGAAUGGGUUUUGGAAGUUACACAAAAUCUCCCUCUAGCCACAGGUCUGUGUGGCGGCAUGCCCCUGGGUUAGGGGUGGGUGGGAGGAUUCGUGAGCUGCACACAGACAGUCCUUGCUCUCCUCCCAAGUGAGGGAGGAGACAGGCCCAAGGCGGAGGCCCUCCGAGGGAGCAUUUAGGGACAUCUCAGGAAUUCAGACCGCACCUGGCCAGGCCCACAGCAGUUUGCCUGGCAUUGUUCCCCCCUUUUUCUUCCCAUAGGCAUUUUUGUUGACUUGAACAAUGACCUGAGUGUCCUAGGCAUUCACUCGGAGCCUGGAUGAUGGGGGCUGGUUCUAUAGAAUGAGCCACUGGCAUGGGUGCCCAGGACCAGCAAGAGGGUUCCCCGUCACAGGGGGAUGACCCUUGGUCCCACGGGGAACACACUGCUCUGUCGAACGCGGUAGCCUGGAUGGAGGGUCUGCAGGCUUAGGCUGCAGCAGGCCUGCCAUGGGUGUGAACCCAUGUCCAGGCACGCACCGACACACAUGCACGCACGCACCCCUCCUAAUUGAACCAAGUGAGUCCUGUGUUUCUCUUUUCUGCCCCGCAGUGAGGUUCUGUUCCUUGGUGUGGCUUCCCUUGCACCGUUAGGAUUCUGUCUGGCAUGCCUGCAGCCGAGGAAGCCUAAAGGGCUCAAAAUCCACAUCCCAGGACCAGCCGGCCCUGUGAACGGGAGGGUGGCACAGGGACCGAGCGGGCCCCAGGCUCCAGCAGCCCCACCUUGGACAGCUUCUUUUUCUUCUUUGAAUUAAGACUGGAGGGGGUGGGGCCAGGGCAGUGGUGGGAACCGGUAGGGCCUAGAUGAGGGGCAGGCAAUCAGGCAGAAAUGGGCAAGUUCAGGGUCAGAUUCUGUCGUUAUUUAAUAUUUUGUUCAUCAUGGACUUUUUUUGCAUUUAUUUUGAUUUUUAACAUUGCAUUAAAGUAGUAUUAUUUGUCCUGA
Molecule: messenger RNA, 3193 nt
Organism: Nomascus leucogenys (northern white-cheeked gibbon)
Lineage: Eukaryota; Metazoa; Chordata; Mammalia; Primates; Hylobatidae
Gene: MPPED1
Product: metallophosphoesterase domain containing 1
Exons: 7
Coding region: 887-1867 (326 amino acids)
Molecular function (GO): hydrolase activity
Source: RefSeq, a predicted model, not a curated record